AUGUCUUCAAAACUCAACAUCGGCGUCGUCGGCAUCGGCCGCAUGGGCCAGCGCCAUGCUCUGAAUCUUCUCUAUCGUGUCCCUCGAGCACACCUGCUCUGCGUGUGCUCCCCUGCGUUACAUGAGAUUGAAUGGGCCAACCAGCAGCUCAAGCCUGAGGGUGUUCAAGUGUUUGCAGACUUCGAGGAGAUGAUACGCACCCCUGGCCUUCAGGCCGUGGUGAUUGCCUCCUCAACAAAUCUGCAUGUCAUGCAUACGCUGGCGGCCAUGGACCGCGGCCUCCACGUCCUCUGUGAAAAGCCGGUGACAACUGAUGCUACAGUUCUGGAAUCUAUAAUCGAUAGAACUAGGAAGCAACCCGACACCAGCUUAAUGGUUGCCUUCGUCCGCCGCUUCGAGAAGAAUUAUACUGAUGCCCGACAAAAGAUUCAGGCGGGGGUUAUAGGUAAACCACUCGUCAUUCGCUCACAGGGUACUGAGAAACUUGAUAAAUCCGGGUACUUUAUUGAGUAUGCCCGGGUGAGCGGAGGCAUCUUUUUGGAUACUGUGAUCCAUGAUAUUGACCUGACAUUGUCCUUCUUCGGAGAUGAUAUGGUGCCAAAGUCCUGUUAUGCAACUGGCUUGAUAUCUCACCACCACGAGAUGACAGGAUUUAAUGACGUGGAUAAUUCCGUUGGUGUAGUUGAAUUCUGGGAUGGGCGGAUUGCGCAUUACUACCACUCUCGAACAACAUCGCAUGGGUAUGAUAACUGUACGGAGAUUGUUGGGACGGACGGCAAGAUCGGGAUCAAUUUGAUUCCAACAUUGAAUAAGGUACAGGUGUCCUGUCAGGAUGGCAUCGUGUGUCAGGCAUUUCCAAGCUGGAUGGAUCAGUAUCAGGAUGCGUUCGUGGCGGAAAUGGACGCCUUUACCGAGGCGAUUCUUGACGAAAAGGAACUUCCUUUGAGGCUGGAGGCUGCGUUGACAGGCUUGAAAAUUGCACAGGCUUUACAGGACAGCGUGAUAUCGGGGAAGAAGGUUAAAUUCAACGAGAACGGGGAACGGAAGUAA
Molecule: messenger RNA, 1050 nt
Organism: Aspergillus puulaauensis
Lineage: Eukaryota; Fungi; Ascomycota; Eurotiomycetes; Eurotiales; Aspergillaceae
Exons: 2
Coding region: 1-1050 (349 amino acids)
Biological process (GO): NADPH regeneration
Cellular component (GO): cytoplasm
Molecular function (GO): oxidoreductase activity; nucleotide binding
Source: RefSeq, a predicted model, not a curated record